This is a messenger RNA of Zootoca vivipara (common lizard), 2810 nucleotides long. RefSeq names its product post-GPI attachment to proteins 2 (gene PGAP2). Lineage: Eukaryota; Metazoa; Chordata; Lepidosauria; Squamata; Lacertidae. The record is from RefSeq and is a predicted model, not a curated record. Gene Ontology annotation, cellular component: endoplasmic reticulum membrane; Golgi membrane. Gene Ontology annotation, biological process: GPI anchor biosynthetic process.
CUCUCCUCCCUUCUCCCCUCAGAAGCGAGUCCGGGGCGGAAGAGGGAAGGUCUCCUCGGUGGGCCUCCCGGUUCCUUCCAAGGCUGAGGGAGCAGAAGGCGCCGCUCCGGAGCGCUCCAUCUCGAAGCUCCCCUCGGAGUAAAUCAGACGGGGCCUACUUGGAGGAGGGACUGUGCAGGCUCAGUUCUCGUCUUGAGAUGGAAGGCUAAGCCUUGGUAGUUCAAGCAGAAGUCCUGAAGAACAGGAGUUGCUGCUGUGCCCAUUUCCCCAGCAGGUUUGGCAGCAUGUUCCAGCUGCCACUCCCUUUGGAUCGGGACGGGACCCUCUUCCGGCUCCGUUUUACCACCCUGGCAGUCGGGACCGUGUGCUGCCCACUCUUUGGCUUCCUCUUCUGUGUCAUCUGGUCCCUGUUCUUUCACUUUGAUGAAACCACUGCCACCCACUGCGAUGUCCCCAACUAUCUCCCCUCCAUCAGCUCUGCCAUUGGUGGGGAGACCCCCGAGCGCUACAUGUGGCGUUUCUGCAUCGGGCUGCACUCUGGGCCCCGCUUCCUCGUGGCCUUUGUCUACUGGAGCCACUACCGCGGCUGCCACUGCACACAUCCGGGGUACCUCCGCCUGUGCAAUGCGGCCUUCGGCCUCAACCUUCUAGAGAACGCGGCCCUCCUGCUGCUGACCUACGUCUCCUCCUCUGAGAACUACUUGAUCCACGAGAACGCCUUCAUCCUCUUCAUAGCUUCGGCCCUCAGCCACAUGUUCCUGACUUGCGUUUUGUGGCGAAUGACUAAGAAGCACGCAGUAAGUCCCGAGGAGCGCAAGUCCUACAAGUGGAAGUGGUGGCUGUUCCUCUUCAACCUGGUCACGUUCUCAGUAGCCGUCUACUUCUACUUCCGCCACAACUGGUACUGCGAGCCCGGAGUUUACACCAUCUUUGCCUUCUUGGAGUACCUGGUGGUUUUUUCUAACAUGGCCUUCCACAUGACUGCGUGGUGGGACUUUGGCAACAAGGAGCUUGUGGUCAGUUCCCAGCCAGAAGACAAACGCUUCUAGCAAAAGCCUGCCUUUGAGCUGAGGGAAAGCCUCUGAAUUUCUUGCGGCGAGGAGCAGCAACAUGCUUGCCAGUAUCGGAUCCUUCCGGCAGGCCCCAGGACAUUUCAGAAGGGGCGCCUGCGACUGGGCUGAAAAGAACCAGCGGGCCCCGUAGGAAUUGGGACCCUGCUGUCAUAUGUCUGGCAGCAGAGCAGAAGGUAUGGCUGGUUGACAGGCCUUUUGACCAAUGGGACAUCUUUUUAAAAGUAAAAACAAACUCAGAACGUGCUCUGCUGCCAACCCAGGACAAGGACAGAACUGGCCCUGGACUAGCCCACUGGGGCUGUGUGUUGUGAUGGUGGCAAGUCCAGCGGCUCUCGAAGGCAGAGACUCCUUGCCCGGAUCUGGGACUUGCCUGCAGGAGGUUGUUGUGACUCCUUUUCCCACCUGGCCCUUAGCAGGAACGCUGAGUGGUUGUAGCCAGUCUUUUUUCCCAGUGGGGUAGAGGGGAGUGUCUAUCUUUGCCUCUGUAAACGGCAGCCUGGCCUCCUUCCGUCUCAUUCCUUCUCCCAAUGAGGUCCAGCUCUAUGAUAGAUGCCUGUCACUGAGCUGGGCCAAAGUGCCAAACCCUGGGAAUGCCUGGACUUUAGAAAUAAAAUGGGGCUGGUGGGGAGGGGGGUCUCUCUUCCCCCCCUUCCCCAGCUUCUGCACUGAAGUUCCCUAAAGCGAGUUGUGCAUAUUCUGCCCAUUGGAACGAGUUCUGCACGGCAUCAGCACCCCCUUGCAGCCUCUGGGAGCUAAUCAUCUCUGCCUAUCUGCUGCUGGAGCUCCUCUGUCCUUGAGAAUUCACAGACCAUCCCCCAAAUUCCUCGAAACCUCAGGCAGGCAGGAGUUGAGGGGGACAGCACAGGUGGGAUCCAGUUGCUCUUGACUGUGAUGUUUUAAAGGUACCAGAAAGGAGCUGCUUUGGACAUUGUUGAAAGAACCACCUGGAGAGUUGGGCUCAGCUGGGAAAGAUUGGGCUGGGAGACGUAAAGCAGAAAUAUGUCCAUUGAGCUGGGAGGGUGCAGGAGCCCUUAGAGGACCAAGUAGAGGUCCUCAACUUAACCCUUGCACACCUUGGGUCUUGAUCCAGGCAAAGGGACACAAAUGCUUCUCCAAGCAUAGAGAUGCAGAGAGGCCCACUUCUCUGCCCUGCUCAGAGCCCACCAGGCCUUACUAGCAAGAGAUCAGAAAGAAGUGGCAGGAUCAGGCCACUUCCAUGAGGUCCCAGAAGCCUCAAGGGAAGAAUCCUAUGGAAAGGGUAGUUUGAGGCUGAUCCAGAGGUCCAGCCUGGGUCAAGCAGGGGGAUAGGCUGGAGCAGAGGGAUGCCACCAGCCAGGGGCAUGGCAUCGAUCGGGAAGAAGGGGAAUGGCUGAGGAAAAAGCUCCCAGGAAAUGAGGGCUCAGGGCAACCAGACUGAGUGCCGGUAACUUGGUUCCCCAGGUAAGAAGCCUGGGGUCAGAUGGUGGGGUCAGGCUGGCCAAGGAGCUCUCCAGAAAGGAGGCUUCAAGAGAGCAGCUUGUGAUGCAGCUACUAGCCCAGGGUUGCUGUUCCAAGGCAGGGAUGUUCUGGCACCAGGCCAGGUUUUCUCUGGGGCUGCUUGUCCUCCCACAUCCCUGGUGUGCGGGCCUCUUCGCUGUCUCUGUGGCAAGGUGGGUGGGAUUGUACUGCCAGGUGUCUAUUUUCAUUGGCUCCCCCCUCCCUCCCAUGAUGAAAUAAAGCACUGAGUAUUUUUCUCCA